GUUUGCUGGACAUUUAGGGCCGAUUGUACAUUGGUGGCUUAAGCCAUGGCUUAGUUGAACCGGGUUCAAUUUUGAGCGUCGGUUUAACUUCUUUCGGGUUGUUCAAUGACGAGUUUAGUUAAGCCGAGGCUCAUACAAAUUUUGGUAAGGUUGGCAACGUAACGCAUGCUUUUUCGAUUAGAGGUUAAAUCAAUUCUCGUUAUAAAAUCAAUUUUCAUUUUCCCGCGAUUUGUCUCUUGUUUAGCACGUUGUUUAUUAGUUGUUGAAAUAAUAUUCUUUUAUGUAAUUAAUAUAUUAGUUUUAUCUGUAUUUUCUUAUUGUUUAGUUAUUAAUCAUGAAUUUAGUUUAUUAGUUAUUACUGUAGUUAUUGUUUAAUCCUGUAAUUUUAUUUUAUUUAGAUCUGGUGAGUAGGUAUUCUUUUGUGUUAACCUUAAGUUUUAUCUGUAUUUUUAACGUUAAUUUAAAGUUUAUUAAGUAGUCAUUAGUUUGCCUUAGUUAUUCAUAUUAGUUUUUUAGUAGUAGUAGUAGUUUAUUAAUAGUCAUUAGUCAUUUGUAAUUCUGUAGUUUUGUUUUAUUUACAUAGUUCUUGUGAAUAUUCUUUUAUAUUAAUAUUUAGUUUUAUCUGUCUUUAUUAACAUAUUAAGUAGCCAUUAGAUUAUUAAGUAGUCAUACUUGAUUCCUUUUAAUCAUUUUUUACCUUUAAUUUGCAAAUAGUUUUUAUAGGUAAGUAUAUUAUGAUAAUCUUGCAAUGUGUUUAUUUUUAUAAUGUGAAAAAUUAUUUUUAGAAUCAUUUAUAAUGGACUCAAAAAGAGCCCCAAACUUCACCUCGCAAGAGGAAAAAAUAUUAGUGGCUAUGGUCAAAAAGUACAGCCAUAUAAUAGAAAACAAAAUGUCUAAUGUAAAUAUUAGCAAUCAGAAAAUGAGAACAUGGUCAAAAAUUGAGGAAGAAUUUAAUUCCUCAGUCGGUACAAGUUUUCGCGAUAUUAAAGUACUUCGGAAGAAGUAUGAAAACAUCAAAAAGAGAACAAAGAGGAAGUUUGCUGACGAGAAAUCCCAUGUAUUGGGUACAGGUGGAGGUUCGCAGAUGGACACAAAACUUGACGAUAUAGAUAUGGAUAUAAAAGAAAUUCUGGGCACCCGACUGGAAGGAAGGGCUACAGAAUUUGAUGGAGAUGUCAAGGACCAGCCAGAUGAGGUGUACAACAGUUAUGUUGAUGAUGAGGCAGAUAGUGAAAGUGAGGUACCAAUGUUACAUAGCAAAUAUGAUUUAGAGUGGAACAUGGUGGAUUACAUGUAUGUAGAUCCAAAACAAUCCACUAGCAGUGGACCAAAUAUUAAUACACCAUCUACUAGUAGUGAACAGAACAUGUUUGGUGAACCCUCUACUUGUAGCGGACUACAAAUAAGUAGCGACAGUACAUUGACGAAAAGGGAGACACCAAAAUUAAAAAGCAUUCGAUUAAAACCUGUGGUAAUAGAAGAACCACCCACUAAUAGCGGAGCGAAAAUAAGUAGCGACAGUACAUGGAGAAAGAGCGAGCCACAAAAACUAAAAUCUAAUCCGUCAAAGCCAUUGGUGGUAGAAGAUAGAAAACAAUCCAAAGCCAGCACUAUUACAACAAAGCUGUCACAGUGGGCAGCUGCAAAAACAAGUAUAGAGGAGUUCAAAAGAACGCGCUUAGAAGAAGAGUAUAAGCUCAAACUUGAUCUCCUAAGACAAGAAUCAGAUGCAAGAGUGGCAAUGAUAAAAGAGGACCAGAAAGCUAAGACAAAAUUAAGAAUAUUGGGCACACAGCCAAAUUUGACAAAGGAGCAAGUCAAUGAAAUAUUUAAGAAAAUUUCUGAUAUGGAAUAGAUGUGUGUGGGUAUACUUGGUUUUGUUUUAGUAGGAAUAUAUAUAUUUUAGGCUUCUCUUUGAUCCUCUUUUAUUGGUAUUCUCAUACAUAUCUCUUUUGCUGCAGAUUUUCCAAGUGUCUUGUCUAAUUUUCAGUAUUUGGAUUUUUUCAUCUCUCAGUUCAUUCUGGAGAUAUGCUAUUUUUCUGUGCUUUUUUUUUCUCUUAGUGUGUAACCACACGUGUGUUUUCUCUUAUGUGUAACCACACGUUGACUAUUCUGGAGCUAUUUCCUCAUGGCAUCAAAUGUAAAUUACUAAUUUAUUUGGGAAAUAAGCCACAAUUUAAGUUUGAAAUUAAAUUUUUUAGACGUUUUCCAUUUCGGAACUCAUCAAGUCUUCUAAUAAUUUAAUUUAAUCCGACACGUUCAUAUUAUUAAUUAUGAUUUACACUUAAUUUAAUUAAGUAAUUAGGAAAGUAUUCAUGCCUCUAACAAAAUCUUGUUAUAUUAUUGUCUACUUCUCUUUCUCCUCCAUCAGAACAGUUUCAUUUUCUACCUUUAGUAAUGCCAUUGCAGCUUCCUCUUUUUCAUCUAGUAUGGGUAAAUGGCAUUGCAAUAUUGUGUAACACUGAUGUUGCAAUUAUAAUUCCUUUUAUGCAUUCUAGGUUUACCUUUAUUCCAAGGACCAAUAAAAGAAACUGCUGUUUCCAUAUCCCCAAAUGUCCUUUCUAUUGGAUUCCUGGUUUCUAAUUUGUGACUCUUAAAUAAAUUUUCAGCUGGUGAUUGAAUAUUGAGUAAGGAUGUUAUCAGGUAUUUAUUGACUCCAUAACCACUAUUGCCAAUCAAAAGAUACUAGUCCAGUUCUUCACAUUCUCUUCUUCUACAUAACUUUAUAGAUAUGUUAUUAUCAAAAGCACCCAAAAAUGUUCAAGAUUUUUUUAUUCUAGGGAAUUGGGUAGGGCAUUUAAAUAAUUUGUAAUGUAAAUUAGUUCGUUUAAUGAUUAAAAAAGGUAAUAUGUAUAAAAGUAUU
This is a messenger RNA of Diabrotica virgifera virgifera (western corn rootworm), 2863 nucleotides long. RefSeq names its product myb/SANT-like DNA-binding domain-containing protein 3. Lineage: Eukaryota; Metazoa; Arthropoda; Insecta; Coleoptera; Chrysomelidae. Gene Ontology annotation, cellular component: nucleus. The record is from RefSeq and is a predicted model, not a curated record. The transcript has 5 exons. Bases 797 to 1855 code for a protein of 352 amino acids.